CACUGGUGAGACGUGGACUAUAAUUUUGCAACGCUAUGGGGCAACAACAGCGGAUACAGAAUUUGUUGAGCUCGUUUGUGAUAGGUCCUAUAUCACAUUGGCCAACUUAGUUUUACUAAAAACAAAGUUGGGGUACAGUAUGCGGGACUUCAUGUACUAUCUGAAGCGAUGUGGCAACGACUCAGCAAGCCUCAUCUUGCUUGAUUAUGACCACCAAACAGAAUCUAUGAUGGCUGCCAAUGAGGUUGAGAGGAAACUCAGACUAUUGAUAUCAACAGAGCAACUGUCCGAAUUAAUGAAGUCUAUAACGCCCAUGAAGCGACCAAGGGGGACAACUACAAAAAGUCGUAUAGAUGUACCUACUGCAGAAGAACCAAUUGAUGCAUACAAGGAAUGGCUUGAAAUCCUGCAACAAGAGCAACCUGAAACGGAAUUUAGAGAUGAUUACAGGGACGAAACCAUCGAGACAUAUAAAGAAUGGUUGAGGCGUAAAGGCUAUCUUAGAGACAUCUAUGCAUAUGCACAAGAUGAUGAUGCCAAUGACAAUGUUCGAGUUGCUGCUGAUGAACACCAUACACAUAGCCCGUCACCAAAAAAAGAAUGGCCAUCUCAUGCAAGGCGUAGAUCAAGAAAAGGGACAGGUGCAAAUGAAGGUUGUAAAAAAAGGGCGUGGUACCCUCAAGGGUUUAUCAGCAGCCAUAAAGAGAAUAAAGAGUGGCUCCCAGAAACUAAAAAUUGAUUUUUCAUCAAGCCUGGGAGGCCCCAUAGGGCCUAACUAUCGUGCAUUUGUGGAUGAAGUAGUGCUAUUUACGAGAAAAAGGGCUCCGCUUAUUGGAGUGAAAGUUUGGAAAGACAUAGAUGAAAAUGUGAAAAAUUCUAUAGCACUCGAUGUAAUGAAUCGGUGGGAGGUUGAAAACACUGAGGAUGGUAAAGAAAAAAUAUGGGCUGCGGCCAAGGAGCAGUACAAAGGAUGGCGCUCAACAUUCAGUGCGACUUACAAGGCAUACGACAGUUAUGAUGAAAGAAUGAAGAACAAGCCUGACGACUUGGACCUUAAGGUAAGCAACAGGAACACUAACAACCGUGAGCAAAAAAGGACCAAUCAUUGCACAGGAUCCAAACCAUUCUCCAAACUUAGCGAUGAGCAGAGAGAUCCCGGAACAGGUGAAGAACCAACUGAUGUUGACCUUUGGAGGAUUACACACGUGAGGAAUGGAGUAUGGUCUGAUGAAGCUUCUCAGGCUGUCUAUGAGAAUGCAGUCGUCAAAAUUGCAGAAAAGUGUGAAGAAAAAGACACUAUUAUAUCAAAUUCAGAAGAAAAUAUUAUUUUCCAAGCAACCUACAAGGAAAGCACAGGAUGCAAAACAUCCACUGUUCAUGGUCAUGGGUACAUGUCUACACGUCCAACAGAGAGGGCAUCAAUGAAGGAUCAACUCGAAGAACAAGCCCGUGCUACAGUUGCAGCCAACCAGAAAAAUCAAGAGCUACAAGAACAUAUUGAGAAGCUAAAUGACAAACUUGAAAACCAAGAAGCUGAGAGUGAAAGGAAAUUAGAAGAAAAGUUGCAGCAGUUCAAAGAGGAAGAGAGUAGGAAAAUCCAAGCACUUAGGGAUGAAUUCAUGGCAGCACUUCAAGAAAAUACACAAACCACGUUAGCUCAGCCUGCACCAAAUAACUCAAACAUCCAACAUGAAGCUACACCACCUAUUGACAAAAGAGCUGCCACUACUCCAGAUUCUAAUGCAACUGAAGCUGCAUCAGUUCAGACUACACCAAAAAGUGCAUCCAUCCCAGAGGCAGCAAAGCAAGUGGAGAUACAUGCAACGAAAAUACCAUCCUCUAAGGCCAAGAGAAGUCUUUCUCAAACCAACAAGAAUUAUAUUAGUUCACAUAACUUGAUGAAUGCUGCUGUGAAACGUAUACGGACUAGAAGCCAGCAGGAUAUUUGAACUUGCUAAAUGGAUCAAUCGCACACUGAUGCCUUCCAUGAUCAACACAAAGAUAGUCUGCAUCAAUGUCAAACAAUGUUUCUUGGAUCCUACAUAAGAUAGAUGUAGUUGUGUUGUUGACCCAACAGUAGCUAGCUAGCUAUCUAUGAACUAUUCUCAAUUCUGAAAUUGUACUGCAAUUUGGCACUUGGCAUUUUAUUAUCUACUCAUUGGCAGAGUUAAUGUUGGAUUCCUUUCAGUUUCAUGUUGAUUUGAAACGUGAUUUUGGGUAUUUAUCAUUUAUUGUUUAUGAUAAAUUAUGAUCCAAAAAAUAAAAUGCAAUAUCCAUAGCGACAGGGAUAUGCUGGUUGCAAUAACAAAAAUGCAAUGGUUCUUCGAUGCUAUAAUUGAUUGCAACAACUGUAUUUUAGUCUCCAUACAAGCUGUUGCCACCUAUAAUGACUGUUGCUAAAAUAGUUAAUAACCUCAAACUACACCUUGCGGCAAUAUCACUUGUUGCCCACAACUAUUUUCUGUUGCAACACUUCUUUUUGCCACCACUAUUUAGUGAUGCUAUAAUAGUUACAAACCUCGAACCAUACCUUGAUGCGAUUUCGCUUCUUGCUUCUACAAAUUUUAUGUUGCACCACUUAUUCUUGCAACCACUUGGUGCUGAUGCUACAAUCUUGACUAACCACGAACAAUA
Panicum virgatum (switchgrass) is the source of this 2634-nucleotide messenger RNA. RefSeq lists its product as uncharacterized. The coding region runs from base 513 to 1949 and encodes 478 amino acids. Lineage: Eukaryota; Viridiplantae; Streptophyta; Magnoliopsida; Poales; Poaceae. The record is from RefSeq and is a predicted model, not a curated record. The transcript has 11 exons.